AUGCAAACAGAAAAAGAACCGACGAAUAUGGCUUGUAAUCAGUUUUUUAGGUUGAUUUUUCAUGCAGUAUCAGUAUUUUAUGCUGUGCAAACCCUCAGCCUGCUAGUGGCGGACAAAACAGAUGCGCAGAGGCAGGUUCUGUCGUUACUUUCAAAUAUCAAAGACCUGUUCUUUCUCUCAGUUACUCUUUUUCUGCAAUAG
Molecule: messenger RNA, 201 nt
Organism: Heterobasidion irregulare TC 32-1
Lineage: Eukaryota; Fungi; Basidiomycota; Agaricomycetes; Russulales; Bondarzewiaceae
Exons: 1
Coding region: 1-201 (66 amino acids)
Source: RefSeq, a predicted model, not a curated record